Molecule: messenger RNA, 10888 nt
Organism: Spirometra erinaceieuropaei
Lineage: Eukaryota; Metazoa; Platyhelminthes; Cestoda; Diphyllobothriidea; Diphyllobothriidae
Source: the annotation of a GenBank genome assembly
AUGAGUGAAGAAGACGCGAGUUCUGCACCCAAGGUUCAGGCGCAAGUCGCGGAAAAUAAUGACAAGUUUGGGAGAGUGUCGGCAUCGGACUCCCUUAGUAGAACAACUACUAUAAACGGUAGUUACAUACCCUAAAUUAGCAAUCUCAAUCAUAAUAUCAAAUUUAAACCUUAUGAUUAUACGCAUUAAUUUUAGAUGAAAAGGAACUUUUGAAUGUUUCCUUUUUAUCCAAAGAAAACAGUUUUGCCCAAGCAGAUAAGCUUGGCCUUGAAAGUGAAGCCUUAAACAUGGGUGCAUUGGAAGAAUUUUGUAAGUCACCAAGACCCUUUAUUGCUUAAGCGAAGAACAACAAUGCUAUAGAGCUGCCGACAAUAUACACAGGAAAGGUGAACGUCAAAUUUCCUUAUAGCACUACAAUGACGAUUACCAAAUUACCGAAAAAUAUACCAUUCGAGGAACUGAAGCGACUGAUCGCCAUCGAGUGUGACGACAGCUUUAAGAAUAUAAAGCUCCUAUAUAAUGGAAAAAUCAUAACAAAUACAAUGACUCCGGCAACUACAUUCAAAAAUGCAGAUGAGGCCAAUGACCUGAAGUGCCACAUUAAGGAUCCUUCAAAAACAACCAAAAUAAAGUUGGGUUCCAGAAAGUUGAUGCUGACAGAAAAGGAGAGUGUCGAUGUAUACGUAUUCAAGAACGAAAGAGAAUAUGAAGAUGGCGAACCAGACCUCUUGUCCAUAUUUUUAACAAAUAAAUCUGGCAUAAAAGUUAACAGAGUCAUCGAGAUUAAUUGGAUGUCAAAAGAACGUCAUAAACCCUUUCUGGGUGGAUACAAGAGCAAACUGGACGAGAGGGUGUUUCAUAACGCCUCGGCUCAGACACUUCCAAAGCCUAUCCGUAGACCACCAGUUCCGAUGUUUUCAAGAGAGACCCAGACGUACAAAAUGAAGCAUGCCACGCAGGAAACUCUUCAUGAUUCGUCAACAGCAAUGACAAAAGUGGGCUUUUACUACAGCAAUGCAACUGAUAAACUAGUUGUACCAAUGCAAUACGAAACGGCUGAUAAGUAUGCCGAAAGAGUUCUAGGACAGGUAACGUACUAUUUUCAACUUUUCAUAUUGUUGGCUUUUCUGUUGGAAUUGCGACCACAGGGCAUAAAGUUCACUUAGGUCGUACGCAUACAAUUAGCUAGGACAAUAAAUGUGAGCUAAUUUCGAGCAAGAAAUCGGACUCACAACCCAGUUUUACGGUUUUUUCUAGGUCACUGUUAACCUGGUCAACGUUUGCACGCAUUUUUUAUGAUCUUUUAGAGAAAAAGUAAUAAUAUGAAAGUAAACAUGUUUCGGGCACGGUUUCAGAGCGUGCGAUGGCAAGAAAAUGCUAGCAUUGCUGUAAGUUUCUUUAACGUUAGCUGCGGUGCAAAGUCACAAAUGUAUUUGCCUGUGAGCCACUUCUCACGACGAAGCCACUGAUGUGUUGUGUGAAACGAUAUAUUGUUUGGAAAUGAGGUCUCUUUUUACGUAAAGUUUAUUUCCCUGUUUUUGCAAACUUUUUGAUUUAAUGAGCACUGUCACUUCAAUGGCCAAUCAUGAUCUGUUGUCUUGAUCUUUGUACUUCGUAAAGUUCAAAAGUUUCUUUGCUGAUGUCUGCUUGUCCAUUGCAACGCACAGUAUUUCAGUUUCGAUCUGGAACUAGUAUCCCAAUAUCUCAAAGUACCGGACUAAACGCCUUCGUCCUUUGUUAACACAGAAGCUCUAACACAAUGAGCCUAAUGCUUUUUAAAUCAAAGAUAUUAGCCAGUCCAUCUUGAAACAUAGAAAGUUAAUCUUUUUACCCAAAAGGAAGCGGGUUUAAAAUUUGUUGUUGUGAUAACCGAAAAUGCUUUAUGUAUAACCAGGAGGAACAAGGCUGCCGUCAGACACCGAACUCAUUCAGCAACAAUGUUUGAUGACUUAGUAAUUCUACCCAGAGAUCGGAGCUUAACUUAGAAGGAAAAAAGCUAAAGACAGCAUCCGAUCCGAAUUGUUUGUCAAAAUCCGUGCAAGUCCCGUAAGACGCUUGUUUCAGGCAACGUAAUAAUUUUGUCAAUUGAAGCAAAGAUGUGAUUUCCAGAAAGCAUUUAGAAGGAAGGAUAAAUAAUCACUGGAACCAUUACAACAGGAAACAUCUGAAGUUGCUUACCGGGUCUUUUGCAGUUUUUGGCAAAGAAGUUAUAUCAGAAAACAGGAGACCUGCCCUGCAUCACCAGUAAGGAGGAACGCCGUCAACUUUCGGGUUGCGGCGUGAGCUGCAUAUUGCUCGAGUCAUGGUUUUCCGGCUGUCAGUCACUUAAGAGGCGUAAUGGCUUCCCAUUUAUAUUAAAUGCUGAAACUUUGUCUAGGCAAAGAAGUUGGCUACGCAGGAAGCGCGCUGAGGAUCACUAUUUCCAGUGUCAGAGUUGGUUUUCUAAAUGAUCGACGAACCCACACGAGUAAGAACAUUGCGAAACUUAACGGCCAGACUGCGGACCACGUGCAACCACCUGCGACUGAUAUGGGGGCCGCCUCAUUUUGUUAGAUAUUCAAAGGCAUAGCAAGUGCUAACGGCGGUACCUGGACUAUUAAGCCAUCAUCGUACCAUGCGCAGCUAUCUGCAAUGAAUGCAUGAGCUGCCAAUUUCGGUCGGGAGGCGGUGGUGUUCUGCUAAGCUUCGCCGAAACUGGGGGCGCAUGGGUACCCAAAACACACUGUCAGACCGCGUUGCCUGUCUCGGCGAAAGCUUUAAAGCCACAAAGGACAGUGUAUUUUAACGAUUUCGGCUCAGUCGCCAUGAGUGGGCACGAGUUUUUGCAGAACUUGUUCCUCAACUAGUCCGGGUUGAUCUUUGAUGGGCGUAGACGAUGAUGACGGGGGCUAAUUUUGCUCCCUGAAGAGACAGGCCAAGGACCAUGAGACAGUCGUCAGCGCUUUGUGACAGACAGAGUAACUGCCCAACAAUGUCGUUUCGAAUGGCAAGGGCGAAUCUAGUGUCACGUUUUGCUUUUGAGCGUCUGCUCCAGAAGAUGGUGCAACCGGAACCUGCGUCCUCUAGCUAACCCUAUUUGGAGAAUUGAGCCUUACUGAGGGCGACAACUUUCACCCUAUGAUGCGCCAUUUCUCAUGUGAUUAGCGUUGGUUACUCCAUGGAUUAUCCAAAACAUCAACUUUUCAGGCUCUCAGAGUGGUCAACUGCAGCCUAUCAACCUGUGGGGUGAGACGGAGAGGAGGGAGCAGCGGUUUUUGUUUGGUUGAUUGUCUCGAUCCACAGUCAGAGUGCAGAUGAAGUGAUCCUAGAACUUUUUAGGGUACCUUCUAUAGCCUCCUCCCACUCGAGGUUGUUAAGAGUGCUAUUCCUAAGUCGGGUUGCCCAAACAUGCCGGACACUUGUGGAACUGCAGUAUGACCUACGGCUUUUUUAGUGUUAGAGCAACCCGAUUUAACCUGACAGUUCGGCCGUUGAUUCCGACGAUGUCAGCCGUGUGCUACACAGCAAGGUGCAACAGGCACGGCGACUUGCGCGUGAAUUCGUUUAUAGUGGUAGUAGAUUUGCACAGCAUCUUUCGCACUCCCUCUUUCCCAUUACCCACCUGAACCCGGUGUCAAGACAGAGUCAAGAAGAUCGGAGGCGGAGAGGGCGCAGGUGGCUGGCACGGCAGGACCCGCACCUAGGCGUGCUACCACACCAUACACUUGGCCAGGAUUUUUCACCAACAACAACAAAAACAUCCCAACAGGGAUCAGAAGGACGAGGAUGAUGACUGGGCGGCCAUACCCGCCGCUUGUUUACCCAGCGGGAGCGCAAGCGCAUCCACCGUCAGAAAACCAGGUGUCAGGAAAGUGCCAGUGCAAACCAGGCUGCGAGGGCCAUGGUCUGCUGAUAAUGGCAUAGCGCACGCUUUCAGACCUCUUGACCACCAUCACCACCACCACCACCACCACCACCACUGGCAUAGCAAGCGCUUUCAAUCCUACGGCUUUUUUAGUGUGAGAGCGGCCCGACUUAGCCUAAAAGAUUGCACUUUGGACUCUCCCCAGGCGUUUUUGAAGUAAACGGAAGGAGGAAGGAUUGCAAGGGGAGCAGAAUUACCGGGUGUGGAGUCAAAUAAUACCAGAUCCCCUCAUCUAAUUUAGUACGCGGUCGAGACGGUUACUCGGGAGGUCGCUGAUAGGUAGAGUCGAGUUUUGAACGGCCACAGAUGAGAGCUAAGUGCCAGUUGAAGACAGUUCGGAGCAAGUGACGCAGCCUACUACACCAACGCGGUUUUCUUUCCAACAAGGCACUCCUACACCCCUUUUGUAAUAUGUGAAAGUAAUACUCGCCAUCCUACAGUUUUUCAGUCCUCACGUCAUAUUCUGCGCUGAUAAUUUCCCUAGGCUAGGUAGGUAGCCACUCGAGGAGCGCGCGAACGACCACUAUUCCCCGUGCCAGAGCCGUUGAGUCAAAUUGCUCAAGGAUCUACAAAGGGGAUGAGAUUUCGGCAGUCCACAACUUGCCUUCGGGAAAUUAGCACUUAUCGCACCACGCGCAACCGCCUGUUGAGAAUGUGGAAGCCGUCCAAUUUUGCUACUGUUGAUAUGCUCUCUCACGAAAUGUUGGCCGGAAUGCCAUGACUUGUUUUCGAUCAGAACAGACUAUUUAAGAAGCGUUUUAGUAUUGUUUGCCCUGCAACAUAAUCCCCAAAUAUUUCAGUCGGCUUUUGAACGAGCUUCUUUCUGACCGCCUGCAAAAAUUGCCAUCUGCAAUGGGUGACUUCCAAAGUAGUGAGAAUAUUUCCCACCAGUCUUCGAGGCCCUAAGAAACUCAAAUAGCUUUUUUACGGAAAAAAAUAUUCUUUGUAUUCACGUGACAGCCAAUCACGUCUUAUUCAAAGUUUGUACUUUAUGAAAGAGUAUCUUUAGGAUGCAUGGCAACUGCAUCCUGUAAAUGCUGCAACAUCUGUGCAGCACAAUACUCCCGUCUGAUUCUGUCUCUUAUGAUGGAGUCAAGUGUGAAUCCGGAACGUCAGGAGAACAAAGGUCGGUAACAAUCGGGAGAUGGCACACAAAAAAUCCCCCUAACCAAACCAGCCUUUCUUACGGGACAGGUGGUAAUAGGGGUUUUAGGGGUGGUGGCUGGUCGGGAUGUACGAUACUAGUCGACGGAAAGCCUUAUUUGAACAGAUUAAUGAUCGAAGUUGGCCCGCUCUCCGUUCCGUUAUUACACAAUGGAUCACCAGUGUAGUGAUAACGGUGUAGUGAUAACGGUGUAGUGUAGUGAUAACGGCAGUGUAGUGAUAACGGUCGAGUGGAAGGCGUAUAAUCGUCUUCCCUCAGAAGGUUAUCUACAUUUCUCUGUUAAACACUCAAAGAACUUCAAGGACCCUACCACCGGCGGGCGCACCAAUGCCAUUGAGGCAUACUGGAGUAGACUGAAAAGGAAACUCCACGAGGGAGGCCCUGUAUGUGGUCGAGCUGUGUGGGCUCACAUAGGCGAAAUUCAGUAUCGUCUUUGGUUUGACCUCAAUGCCAUGUCUUUGACAGAUGCCUGGUAACUGUUCCUUUCCCAUGUUGUGCAGACGUAUCCUACUUAAAAGUGCUUUUGUUUUGUAAUAAACUGUCAUAAUGCGAAUGUAUGCCGUAUAUUCAGGUGUAUGUGUAACGAUGGGGAAGGUUGGGUAACAGCGACCAUCGUCCAUGUAACCUCCUGCGAUGUUCAUUCGGUCAGUCCAUGUUAGGCCGUCGGGGAAAGUCAAAGUAAUGCGUGAAAGUAGGCCUGCAACCGCUGAUUUAGCCUGAAGGCGUUUGAAUCGACUGUUAGAGGUAUUAUUUCUAGGUAACGGACUUUUUUGGGUGCCAUCUUCCGAUUGUUACCCAAAGGUCUUGUUAUACCGUGGAACUUUAACCAAAUCAGCACCGGGAAUUACAGUCGGUGGCUGAUAAUUGAUACCGGUCUUGGAACCGGUUGGACACCAGUCAACGAACUAGCUAAUCCCUUUUGUUUUUAUCGUGGCGAUGAAUUCAUUGAAGUCUUUGGGAGCCAUAUCACCACGGUAGAGCAUGCAGCAAGCUAUGUACUUCUCAUGUCGUGGAUCGCAUUUGAGCAUCUGAUUAGCAUGCUCAAAGCAGUCGUUGGUGAUUCCCGAUAUGCUCACCUGUUCGUGAUUGGUCUUCUUGGCACAAAUGGUUGGUGCGUAAGUUACCAGUGGGAAGUGAAUUCGUGGUCAUAGCAGCAGGUUUGCCUGCAAUUCGAAGAGGCCGACAUUCAAUAAACCGUUGAAUCGGAGGUUAGCCCUCAUCGAACUGACCACUUCUCCAAUCAGACGGUUCAGAUUGGUGUAAGUUGGUCGUUCAUUAUCUAGACUGCGCCUGUAAUUCUCACAAACUGUCUCGUUGUCGAAAAUCUUGCAACAGCCUGCGUAUUUGAAGGCUGUGUGCGGGUACAGAGGGACGUUGUUCGGUUCAGCGAUAUUGGCAGACAUCUGAUUACAUCUAUGACGAACUCGACUACGAAUCCGAAAUGUCAGGCAAAAAAAGGUCUUGUCAUAGCGAUGAUAUUCCCCUCUUCAAUAACGCAGUAAAUUUUCAUGCAAGACCUCUUAGGGUGGUAGUGGUGGUCACAUCAUUUUUCCGUUUAUUCACCGUCUUAAGGAGAAACUAACACCUUUCAUGGAUUUUCAACCUUCAUUUUACAGUCUUGAUAUGCGGGUCGCGAGGUUUUCCUGCAUUUUGGCACUUUGCAAAGUGAACGAUCUCUAACACCGUAUACUGCCUUCGUGGCUCUUUUCGCGGAAGAUUUUUUGACCGGACAUUUGUUCUCAUCCACGGAGGCGGGGGCAGAGUCUGACCUUUGACCGCGAUGACAGUAGCAGAUGUCUUUAACAAAGCAGUGAAUUGCCCUUUAUACUACCUACUGAUAUAUUCCUGCCAGACAGUGGGCGUGGACCAUAAGUUGCCCAAACCCAGUCUCCCAGCCAUGCUAAGUUCACCAGACAAAUAUUACACCCGUGUGAUGGCCUACUGAGAUCCAAAAUCGGAAGGUGCGUGCGAAAACGCGAGCGCCAUGAGAUCUAUCUGAUUGAUCUUUCGAUACGUACUCGAACACUAAAUCGGACGCCGAGGCGGUGAGAAACAGAGACGCAAAUGUAAGCGAAUAGGUACGAGGUGGGGUUGAUGUGCAGUUCAUUUGUUUUGGCUACUGAAUCCCGCUCCGACCAUCAGCAUGAAUAAUUACCCUUCACGAAUGAAGGCGAAAUUUCGAGUUUCAGGUGUAUGCAUAGGUGAAGAAGAAGCUCCGAGCACCGGAACACUGGUUGUGCGACGAGGCGACGCAUUAUCACAAGUGGCCGCCCACAUCUACGAAAUGGGUCACGAGCUUAACUUCGCAGCCACCAAAACAGUCGACCACGCCGGAAACAAAGCAGGCCGAGAAUUGAUUGAAGCCUGGGCCUCGUAUGAGAACUCGGUCAAUCGAUUUAUCGAUCUAGCGCCGGCGUACAGAACCCUGCGUAGUCACCUCCAGUCUUGCACCGUCGGUCAAUGAUGGGCUUCAAUGCCCUAUAACUGUCGCUUGUUCUGUUGCUGCCACUACCUCUGACGAUGGACUCCUGUACGAGUCUGAAAGCUCAGGCCAAUAAACAAAGUGUUCCUGUGCUCGAAUCUUCUUCUUCACUUAUAAUUACCCAUUUAGUCGGGCUACCUGUGUCUUCGGUGUGUGCUUGACGCUCCUUCAGAAGUAAAAUUGGUCGUAGCCUGUCCUCUCGCAUAAAAUACUCUAAUUUCUUCGUUGGGCGAGCCACUGGGCAUCAGCUGGAGUCGCAGAACAAGAAGCAGGAUGACCACACGGAGCGGUUUCUGUUGUUGCGUUUUGUUAUAUGGUUGACAAGAAAUGUUCUCAGGCACUGUGUAUAACUUCAAUGGAUAUUUCUCUUGCAUUCUCAAAUCAUAUAGUCUUUUCACUGUCCUCUCACCGUUUCUCACAUGACUUUGCCUGAUGAAUAACGCAAUAUGCUAGACUAGGAUUCGCCGGCGACAUUUCUGCCUUUGACCGCGUUUACGAAUUGAUUAAAUUUCAUUAGCUUGCGCUACUAAGCUGUAGGUAUGAUUUUCCCUCAGUUAUCCUCAUGGUUAAUUAUACCAAACAAGGACAUUGCAGUUUUGAAGGUCUCCUCGUGAAGCGUUGUCCUUCCCGGCGUCAAUUCUUUCCUUUGUCCUUCCCUUAUCUCCUUGUCCUAUUUCUCUCUUAUAUUUUGAAUCUUACUCUUUGCCUAUUGCAACAAAACAGCGUGAACCACUUUGAUAGUAUGUCAGUAGCUUAGAGGAAAGCCCUGACAACGAUACAUUUUGGGUUCACGGAGGUGUAAGCGGUGUUUUGUCAGCCAUGCGUUAACCAUAUUGUUCUAACUGCCAGCUUAUUUCCCUUGCGCAAUCCCUGAUAUUUAUUUUCCGUGCAAGGCUUCAAAUUCAAUAUUCCAGACCCAUCGAGUGAUCAUCUUAACGACCGAACCUUCAGAACCCUUCCUCCACCCAGUCGACUGUCGAUAUUGCUCACAUUUUUAAACUGAAAUAAUUUAAAACAAAUAUCAGUGUCAAAAGAAAAGGAGGCGUUCACCGGGAGAGGUGUAUUCGAGGUCCGAAGUUUCAAGUAGUCUUUCCUUAUACCCAUCUUCGGAGACUGAGAAGUCAUGCACACAGCUUUCUUCAUAUGGCACACUUUGUUUGAUGCCUGACCCGCCAAUACCGCCUGUGUGGCUGCAUCCGACCUGCAUGUCACCGUGACCUUCGGAGCCGUAAUCGUCACCGUGCCCGUGACCUUCGGGGCCUUGACCAUGACCGUGACCAAGGCCGGACAAUCGGGGCCGUCAACUAUUGCCGCGGCCGACGAAAAUGGACGGGAUUCAGGUCACGGUGACAUGCGGGUCGGAUGCAGCCACAUAGGCGGCAUUGGCGGGUCAGGCAUCAAACAAAGUGUGCUAUAUAAGGAAGGCUGUGUGCAUAACUUCUCAGUCCCUGAAAAUGGGUAGAAGAAACGACCACUCGAAACGUCAGACCCCCAAUACAUCCCUCCUGGUGAACGCCUCCCUUUCUUUUGAUAUGCCAUCUGGGAAUUGCAUUUUCACGUCUACUAAAUAUCAGUGUGUGACAGAAGUCAGCCAUAUUCAUCGUUUAAAUGCAUCUUUACGAUUUCUUUCAAGGUCAUAAUCAUUCAGCGCUACGUGCGACGUUGGUUGGCCCAGCGCAGGGUUGCUCGUCUGCGUCGCCAGCGUGAUCUCUACGACCAAUGGGUCGCCGAGCAGGAAGUUGUCGAGAAGGAGGAGCGGGACGGCCGCUUUGGUCGGGACUACGAACAUCGACUGCAUCCGAGACGCCGUGCGGACUUUGACCGUCUCUUUAAUGCGCUAGAGCAGUGGCGCAAAGAGGAGGCCAGCAAAAUCUACGCCACGACGAAGAACCUGGCCGAACGUAAGGCGGCCCUAGCACUGCUGUUGGACCGCGAGGUGGAACUCAUUACAUCCAUCAGUCGUCAUCAAAUUGAGAUCUCCAAGAAGGGCCGUCUACGGGCUCAGGAGCAUAUGUUGGAGAAGGCGGCUGCAGCCAAGCGCUGGACGGCAGCCCACGACGGUAAGCCCAUAGAACGCGACACUCCGGAGACCCUGCGCGCCCGAGAACUGCUAAUCAUCUACCAGGGUCUGAAGUCCGACUGCCUGUCUGAAAAUGAGCGCAUGGACUUGCUGCUGUCCGUGAAGAAAAUUGUGCAAGAGUACCCCAGCAAGCUCUGUUGUGAACUGAUCUUUCUGAUUGAACGCGAGACUGAGAUGAUCGUCCGACGGGUACCGGCUUGCCAACUGUCCGGCCUCCGGGCUCGAAUUGUUCAGAGAUUUGUGCAGUUUUGCAAGAAACCGGAGUACAAUCCCGGCAUUGCCGACUACCUACCUCUGCCAAAUCUUAAGUACCUGCCUGAAUCACGGGCCAAGAUGUGGGCGAACACCUUCUGUUGCAAGUCUUGCGGACGAUACCUGCGUCUGGAGGAGUUUCCCUCCGUUGCCAGAGCCAACUCCCUCGGUCCGUGUUACUUUUGUCGACGUCAGAGCAAUCGCGGACGAGAACGCAUCUACCUCGAGCCCUAUCGACUGAUUCUGGAGGAAUUACGGCACAAAGAGGCUCGCCUCCUCCUCGACGGUAUUGAGAUGGAGAAGGAGAGAAGAGAGCAAGCGGAAUUGGAACGUCUGGAUCAUGAGGAGGAUCUGGACGCUACCACAACGCGCACAGUCUAUAAAAAAGGUUCAACUGAGGUGUCCUCUUCAGACAGCACUCAGACACCAGUAACAGACUCCAAGGUUGACCCACCGACCAAAAAACUGGAACUACUAGUCACAGUGGAGGAUGUCUACUUCCUUGUCAACGACGUCUGGGACAACAAGUCUGCCCUUUCCGGCUGUUCUCAGUUGGCGGAUCUAGUUCUUUGUCGGUGGCAUGUGGCAGAUCCCUGGGCACCCUGGAACACCUUUCUGGUGACCCGUAAAGAAGCCGAGCUCCACUAUGACCUGGAGAGCCUUGGUCUGGAGAACGUUUACGCGGAAGCGAUGAUUCGAAGGGUGCGUCAGCGUCUAGUCAUUGCCAGGUACGCCUUCAGUCGCCUCUGUCCCGCUGGCGAGAGGCUAGCGCAGGAGUGCAAGAAGAUACGCGUGUCGGCACGCACGCCAGUGGACACCAACGAAUGGCGAAUGGCUCAGCGGCAUCCUCUUCCCGCGGUAGGGCCCCCGCUCUACAUAACCACUCCGGAGGAUCGACAUAAGCCUACACUGCAGCCUCCGAGGGCUCUGCUGCCGAUUAUCCGGGGUGAGAAGCGAUUCCACAACUACGGCCUAAAAGGCUUCAAGGAGUUGCCGCCCUGGUGA